Fonticula alba is the source of this 425-nucleotide messenger RNA. RefSeq lists its product as hypothetical. The annotation marks the transcript as partial. Gene Ontology annotation, biological process: proton motive force-driven ATP synthesis. The transcript has a single exon. NCBI's taxonomy places the organism in Eukaryota, Rotosphaerida, Fonticulaceae. Gene Ontology annotation, molecular function: proton transmembrane transporter activity. The record is from RefSeq and is a predicted model, not a curated record.
ACUACAAGGCCAUGGCCUCCAAGUUCAUCGACUCCCUCCCCCAGACCUCCUUCAUCACCAAGUCCGGUCUGCUGGCUGGUGGUGUUGGUGCCCUCCUGUACGCCAUCGGUAACGAGUACUACGUCGUUUCCCCGGAGACCCCGGUCAUCAUGACCUUCUGUAUCUCCCUGGCCGUCGUGCACAAGCUCGGUUUCCCGGUCGUCGCCAAGGCCCUGGACGACCACGCCGCCGAGGUCAAGCGCGCCCUGGAGACCGGCCGCGAGACCAAGCGCGCCGAGAUGCUCGCCGAGAUCGAGAAGCUCCGUGGUGAUGCCGACCUUGUCGAGGCCACCAAGGCCCUCUUCGAGUACCAGCGCCAGCUCGUCCAGAUGAAGGCUCAGGUUGGUGAGCUCUCCGUCCAGCGCGACGUUCACAACAAGAUUUCU